Pleurotus ostreatus (oyster mushroom) is the source of this 1329-nucleotide messenger RNA. RefSeq lists its product as uncharacterized. The record is from RefSeq and is a predicted model, not a curated record. Gene Ontology annotation, cellular component: extracellular region. Gene Ontology annotation, biological process: carbohydrate metabolic process. NCBI's taxonomy places the organism in Eukaryota, Fungi, Basidiomycota, Agaricomycetes, Agaricales, Pleurotaceae. The transcript has 12 exons. Bases 1 to 1329 code for a protein of 442 amino acids. Gene Ontology annotation, molecular function: hydrolase activity, hydrolyzing O-glycosyl compounds; cellulose binding.
AUGAAGCUCGCUGCUGGAUUAGUCGCUUUGGCUGUCGCCCUCACGUCUGUCAAGGCUGAUGUCGCGGAAUGGGGCCAGUGCGGCGGCAUAAACUGGUCGGGAGAAACUACAUGCGCAGCUGGUCUCGUCUGCCACUCAUACAGCGACUGGUACUUCCAAUGCAUCAAAGGCACCUCCUCCGCACAGCCUACAGUCACUUCCGUAACACCGACAACGACAUCUCUCACCCCAACACCCAGCGUCACACCACCUACCUCCACAGGCUUCGUGAAGACUUCGGGAACCGAAUUCACGCUCGAUGGAUCCAAGUUCACCGUGGUGGGAUCCAACUCCUACUGGGUUGGGUUGUCUGGGUUCAGUAGUGAGGAGAUGAGCCACGCGUUCGCUGAUGUUGCAGCUGCUGGAGGAACUACCGUCCGUACAUGGGGUUUCAACGACCAGACUGAUGCUGGGUACUGGGGGCCGUACUACCAGCUCUGGACUAACGGCGUUCCCACAGUGAACACUGGUGCCUCAGGACUAGAGAACUUUGACAAAGUGGUCGCUGCUGCCAAGGCCAAUGGCAUCCGCCUUAUUGUGGCACUGACUAACAAUUGGUCGGAUUACGGUGGCAUGGAUGUCUACGUUCAACAAAUCACGGGUUCCACCAACCACGAUCUCUUCUACACAGACGCGCAGGUUAUUGCAGCAUACAAAAACUACGUCCAGACGUUUGUCAGCCGCUAUGCGAACGAACCGACCAUUUUGGCAUGGGAACUGGCCAACGAACCCAGAUGCCGAGGCAGCGGACCCAAUACAUCGGGAACCUGCACACCCGCCACAAUUACCGCUUGGGCCACAGAUAUCUCUGCGUUCAUCAAGUCUAUUGACCCCAACCAUCUCGUCGCCCUCGGCGAUGAAGGCUUUUUCAAUCGACCGGGUUCUCCUACCUACCCCUAUCAGGGUUCGGAGGGCAUUGACUUCGAUGCCAACCUCCAGAUUAGCACGCUUGACUUCGGGACUAUCCACGUACGUCUUGACCAUUGGGGCACCGGCGCCGACGCUUUGGCGUGGGGUUCCGGGUGGAUCACAGACCAUGCUACCUCAUCGAGCCUCUACAACAAACCAGUAAUACUCGAAGAAUUCGGUAUGCUCGAGGACAAGACCACAAUUUACGCUGCAUGGUUUGACACCAUUGAAAGCUCUGGCUUCACGGGCGAUCUCAUUUGGCAAGCUGGCUCUAGAUAUUCUUGGGGUGACACCCACAACGACGGCUAUGCUAUUUAUCCGGGUGAUGCCGUAUACGAUCUCAUGGCCUCACACGCCGCUACACUGAAGGCUCGCCCUUAA